Messenger RNA from Limanda limanda (common dab), 4341 nucleotides. Its product is annotated as potassium/sodium hyperpolarization-activated cyclic nucleotide-gated channel 3-like. NCBI's taxonomy places the organism in Eukaryota, Metazoa, Chordata, Actinopteri, Pleuronectiformes, Pleuronectidae. Gene Ontology annotation, cellular component: membrane. The transcript has 11 exons. Gene Ontology annotation, biological process: potassium ion transport; transmembrane transport. Gene Ontology annotation, molecular function: voltage-gated potassium channel activity. Bases 1 to 4341 code for a protein of 1446 amino acids. The record is from RefSeq and is a predicted model, not a curated record.
AUGGAUGGGGUGGCUGGAGGUGUGGGGACCCCCGGCAGCGCCCCGGGGUCCGGUGGGGGGGGCAGCCUGCCCAGACGUGCCGGGGGGGAGUCGAAGCGGCGCAGUAAGAGCAGCCUGCCCUCCCCGGGCUACCGGCUGUCUCAGGCCUCGCUGGAGGGGGAGAAGCUCUCCUUCGGGGCGGAUAGCACUUCCUCAGGUGGCCGCGGCCGUCGUCUCUCCAUCAUGAGCUCCUCCACCCGGGACGGCCUUCCCUUCCGGCCCGCGGGCACACCGACCACCCCGGGGGCCCUGCCGCCUCCGCCGCGCUCGGUGGGCUUCGCCGCGUCCCGCGCAGCCCACCCCUCCACCUCCUCCACCGGGACCGGAGUCAUGGUGGUGGCCACCGGGCAGGAGACCACCACCACCACCACCUGCAACACCACCGCAGCAGGGACCCCCGAGAUGAUGGGUCAGUCCAGUCUGGGUAUGUUCGGCCUGGGGCUGGACGGAGAGGACUACAUGAACUCCAACCAGAACACCUUCAUCCAGAGGCAGUUCGGAGCCAUGCUGCAGCCCGGGGUCAACAAGUUCAGCCUGCGCAUGUUCGGAUCCCACAAGGCUGUGGCAAUGGAGCAGGAGAGGCUGAAGUCAGCAGGGACAUGGAUCAUACACCCCUACAGUGACUUCAGAUUCUACUGGGACCUGUUGAUGUUAGUGUUGAUGAUGGGGAACUUGAUCGUCCUGCCGGUGGGCAUCACUUUCUUUCGAGACGAGAACACUGCCUCAUGGAUCAUCUUCAACGUGGUCUCCGACACUCUCUUCAUGGUCGACCUGGUUCUUAACUUCAGGACGGGCAUCGUCAAGGAAGACAGCACUGAAAUAUUGCUGGACCCAAGGGCCAUUCGCCAGAGAUACCUGAAGAGCUGGUUCAUCGUGGACUUUGUGUCGUCCAUCCCGGUGGACUACAUCUUCCUGAUGGUGGACAGUCUGGACACUGAGGUCUACAGGACAGCCAGGGCGCUGCGCAUCGUUCGUUUCACCAAAAUCCUGAGCCUGCUUCGGCUGCUCCGCCUGUCCAGACUCAUCCGCUACAUCCACCAAUGGGAGGAGAUCUUCCAUAUGACCUAUGACCUUGCCAGUGCCAUGGUCAGGAUUGUGAACCUGAUCGGUAUGAUGCUGCUGCUGUGCCACUGGGACGGCUGUCUCCAGUUCCUGGUCCCCAUGCUGCAGGACUUCCCUCCUGACUGCUGGGUUUCCAAGAACCUGAUGGUGAACGACACAUGGGGCCUGCAGUACUCCUAUGCUCUUUUCAAAGCCAUGAGCCACAUGCUGUGCAUUGGUUACGGUGCACAGGCUCCAGAGGGGAUGACUGAUGUGUGGCUCACCAUGCUCAGUAUGAUCGUCGGCGCCACCUGCUACGCCAUGUUCAUAGGCCACGCCACCGCCCUCAUCCAGUCGCUGGACUCCUCACGACGACAGUAUCAGGAGAAGUACAAGCAGGUGGAGCAGUACAUGUCAUUCCAUAAGCUUCCUGCAGAUGUUCGGCAGAAGAUCCAUGAGUACUACGAGCACCGCUUCCAGGGGAAAAUGUUUGAUGAGGAGAACAUCCUGGGAGAACUCAGUGAGCCGCUCAAAGAGGAGAUUGUCAGCUUUAACUGCCGUAGCCUGGUGGCUAACAUGCCGCUGUUCGCCAACGCUGAUCCCAACUUUGUGACUGCCGUGCUGACCAAGCUCCGCUUUGAAGUGUUUCAGCCGUCGGACUUCAUCAUCCGCGAGGGCACAGUGGGACGGAAGAUGUUCUUCAUCCAACACGGGCGAGUCGGUGUGCUGACCCGUGGCAACAAUGAAACCAAGCUGAGUGACGGGUCCUACUUUGGAGAGAUCUGUUUGUUGACUCAUGGACGGAGGACAGCGAGCGUCCGGGCAGAUACGUACUGUCGUCUGUACUCUCUCAGCGUGGACAACUUUAACGAGGUGCUGGAGGAACAUCCAAUGAUGCGACGUGCCUUCGAAACUGUGGCUGUUGACCGUCUGGACCGUAUUGGCAGGAAGAACUCCAUGCUCCUGCGGAAGUCAUCCCAGGCUGGUUCACUGGGGGGCAGCAUGGGUCGUGGUGGAGGCCGAGGUGGAGGGGGUCCCGGAUCGGGGGGAGGCCUUGCAGCUUGCGGUCUGGGUUCCUGUGACAGCAUGCUGGUGCAGCAGAUUGUCAAACACGACAGCAUGCCGGCCAUGCAGGACGCCAUCGCCGCAGCGGCUGCAGGAAGAGGCGGAGUCAUGGGAGGAAGCGGCACAGUGUCUCCUCGGCCACGCCCGCUCAUCUGGGCGCCGCUGGUCCACGCUCCCCUGCAGACUGCAGCUGCCACCACUAAUGUAGCCAUCGCCCUCAUGCACCACCAGCAGCAGCAGCAGCAGCAGCUCCAGCAGUUGCAGCAGCAUGCACUCGGAGGAACCUUCUUCCUGCCCUCCCCUCUUGUCUCCCCCUCUCCCUCCUCUUCGUUUCCUCUGUCACCUCCUCGUGCUCCUGUGUUGCAGCCCCCCCGCCCCUCUGUGAGCUCCCUCAUAGGGAUGAUGACGAUGGGAGGAAUGGGUGCUUUGUCCCCAAGAGGGGGAUUUCCUGCCUCCCCCUCAACCAUGGGCCCUCUUGGUGGGAUGACAUCACCACCUAUUGCCAAAACACCACCCACUCCAGCUUCUUCUGUCCCAAUGUCUGUCCAACAAGGACGGACUCUUCAUUUCAGCCUCCGUCCCCAGGCCGAUCAUCCUUCAAUGAUAGCUGGACCCCAAACAGGGGGAGGACCACCCACUCCACCCCUCCAUAAGGUGCCGGCCCCCCACCCAGCAGCUGCUCCUAGUGCCCCAGCAGAUGGCAGCAGUUCUGUGACUGGUCAGAAGGGGGCAAAAGAAGCUCUGUUACGUCAUGGAGGAAACAGCUCCGGGUGUCUUCCGGCACUGGGCAGACUCACCCAGGAAGCCAGGCUGAUGUCCGCCUCGCAGCCCUCUCUGCCCCACCGCCAGCCGCGCCCACCUCUCCACCGGAAGGCCUCUGGUGGUAAUUUGUUGGCAGCUCCUUUCCUGGCAGGGCAGUUAGCCAGGGGAGGCAGUGCAGGCAUGCUGACCUCCAACGCUCCAGUGCAGCUGGCAACGUAUAUACCGUUUAAUGCACAAGCACAAGCUACAGGUCCCAUUCAGUCCAUUCUUCCACAGGCCACCCCUCCACACACGGGCAAGUACACACACUCUUCACCUCACACUGCCUCUGUUCCCGCCCCCACCGCUGCACACAUGCCUUCCCCGGCUUCUAUGCCCUCUCCCUCCCCUCCGAAGCAAACCCCACUCUCCUCUGCCACCCCUUCACCUGCACCCACCCCUUCAUCUCCCACCCCCGUCCUCUCCCAACCAGCUCGCCCGAAACCAAUCCCGAUGCCCCCCUCUCGCCCCUCCUCUCCCUCUCCCUGCACCAGUCCGCCCUCAGCUGGAACCAGCCCGUUGUCGCUGUCCUCGACUCCUCGUCCCAGACCCCUCCCUACACCUCCCCCCCGCUCCUCCUCUCCUUCCCCCUCCUCUACGCCGCCCCCAUCCUCUGUCUCCACCCCUGUUUCACUACCUCAACCUUAUGGGCCUAAAUUAUCACUUACCUCCUCUCCCCCUCCCUCCUUGUUAGUCGCCUCCUCUCCGCUGCCUCCCCAGAACCCCAGAGCCAAGGCCUCCAGCACGCCUCCUUCUGCUUCUCUGUUGUCUGGCCUCAGCCCUCCCCCAACCCCAAUCCCUUCUCCAAUCCCAACCCCCACUCAGAGUACUCGCUCCUCUAUCCCAUCCCAAACUCCAACGCAAACCAUCACACCUACCUUUACCCCUACACCCUCUCCAACCCUUGCUACAUCAGUGCCCUCCCUGACUAAAGGGAGUCCAAACACUUGUCUCCAGACCUCCGUCCCCAGCUCAAUUAGGUGCCCCACUUCGAGCCAGAUCCUAAAACAGGCCAAAACAGGCCAAACUCCAGCUCCUGCCUCAACACCUGCUUGCACCACUUCCACUAAAGUUACAUUCUCAGUUCAUCCUGUGAAGCAAACCCCUCCUGUCAUCUCCUCAAGCCCGAGCUCAGGCUCCGCCCGCUCCACAACCGCAUCGACAACCUCAUCCUCGACAAGUUUACGCCCACACCCCAGCUCCACUAACCCCUCCUCUCUCACAACCACCUCUCCAAAUACCUCUCGGGCAUCUACCACUUCACCCACCCAAUCAGCAAAUGCAGCCACCACUGCCAAAACCACCUCCCCUAAAGGUGGGAAAAUUGAGUCUCAACUAGAACUCACCAGAAAAGACUCAGAGGGUCUCAGACACAAACUGCCCCCCAACGUGUAA